GCGCGUUACGUAAUCGUCUAUUUUCUCCAGUUUCGAGCGACGCACGACGUUCUUGCCUCGCCCAACCUUCGUAGACACAAGAGGUCAUCACGAUGAGCGAAAGACGUCACCGUGCGCUGUCGGUCGGCGCGAGAAACGGAUCAUCAUCGUCAUCAGUCUCCAACAACACGCGACGAAUGUGCCUAUCUCGCGUCCUACAGACUCUACGAGAGAGCGGAUGGUACUGGGGCCCGUUGACCAACGCCGACGCUCAGAAACUACUCGAAAAAACAGCGGACGGGACGUUCCUAUUGAGAGACAGUUCGGAUGAACGACAUCUGUUUACCAUAACUUUCAAAGUCGAGGGUAUAGUAAGUAGCAUUCGAUUAGAACUCUACCGUGGAUUAUUCAGACUCUACUCAAGCGAGUGCGGCAGCUGCCCGGCAUUCGACUGCGUUGUAUCUCUCGUCAACUUCUACAUCAAGAACAACGUCCGCCUCUUCUGGUUGGAACGAACCGACGCUCCCCGGAUAUCAGUCAAACUGAAACAGCCGCUACUGACGGCCGUACCAACCCUCCAGCAUUGGUGCAGACUGUCCAUCAACAGCUGCACUCAUCCGGACAUGAUCAGGAAGCUACCGUUACCUCGAAAAUUAAAGUCGUACGUCAGUGACUAUCAACACUGACGCUCAAACAAUCGAGUUGUUUGUGUAAUGAGAUGGUCUUCCAGGCUACUGUUGCAAUCGGUUGUGUAAAUGCUGAGACGUGUUGCCCUCUAUGGGCUCGCCACGCGUCGGUGCUUGCAACUGUUGUGUGACACGAUCUGGUGGGCCGGACGGACUCGAUGAGCAGCAUGGUUUGAUAGAUUUAUUUUGUUUUAUUGCGUUGACUCGUUACAAUGGCACUCUGACGCUCUUACUCUACUACAUAUUCUAUAACAAUACAAUAGAUGUAUAUUAGUACACA
Corticium candelabrum is the source of this 945-nucleotide messenger RNA. RefSeq names its product suppressor of cytokine signaling 2-like. The record is from RefSeq and is a predicted model, not a curated record. Gene Ontology annotation, molecular function: 1-phosphatidylinositol-3-kinase regulator activity. NCBI's taxonomy places the organism in Eukaryota, Metazoa, Porifera, Homoscleromorpha, Homosclerophorida, Plakinidae. The transcript has 2 exons. Gene Ontology annotation, biological process: intracellular signal transduction; phosphatidylinositol phosphate biosynthetic process. Gene Ontology annotation, cellular component: phosphatidylinositol 3-kinase complex. The coding region runs from base 93 to 665 and encodes 190 amino acids.